Messenger RNA from Haliotis rubra (blacklip abalone), 2022 nucleotides. RefSeq names its product sodium-dependent glucose transporter 1A-like. The transcript has 3 exons. NCBI's taxonomy places the organism in Eukaryota, Metazoa, Mollusca, Gastropoda, Lepetellida, Haliotidae. Bases 4 to 1413 code for a protein of 469 amino acids. The record is from RefSeq and is a predicted model, not a curated record. Gene Ontology annotation, biological process: transmembrane transport.
AACAUGGAGACGCCCGCAGCUUCAGGAGGGGGACCAAGUCCGCGGCGGUGGGCAGAGAAACUCAAGUCCUCCAUCUACAGGAAGAAGGCCAUCUAUACAGCAUGUCUGUUGUUUGGGAACUUUAUGUCGGGCUGGAUCAACGGACAAAGAGGACCCUCCCUUCUGGAUCUCCAGCUCAUCACGGGAACCGACAUGUCCCAAGGGUCAGCCUUCUUUACCGCUGCUGCUGUCGGGUCUCUGGUCGGAGCUGUUGCUGGAGGCGCCAUCUACGACCGCUGCAACAAGUACAUGUCCCUGUUCAUCUCCAUGGCUGGCCACGGACUGACGGUGGCGGUUAUCCCCCUGUGCUCCGAGUAUUGGCUCAUGAUCACAGUCUUUGUGGCUCACGAGUUCUUCCUGGGAAUCUUCAAAACAGGCAGCAACGUGGAGCUACUCAGGGUAUGGGGCGUUGAGAGCAAACCGUACAUGCAGGCGUUCCACUUCCUGUGGUCACUAGGAGGAAUUGUCUCCCCUUUUGUCCUUGAACCCUUCCUAGCCGUCAGACGCGAUGUGGUUCAAAACUCAACAGGGUUAAUGGCAGCCAAUAACUCAGAUCCCGGUGGCUUUCUCAAUGCUUCAGCCAUUCCACCAGAGGAGCCAUUGGAAACAAGUAUCAUAUGGCCUUUUGUGAUGACAGGUUUGAUGACCAUCUUGUCAUCACUUCCCUUCUUGGUUGUCUUCAUCUUUAACAGAAAGGAUGACCAUGAGGAGGUUACAAAGGCACUGGAUGGUAAACGACAAGGGAAGAAGUUAUCCCGGAAGCUGCUAGUUCUCACGCUUGGACUUCUGGGUGUAUUCUAUUUCUUCUUGGACGAAGUUGAGGAUUCGUCAGUGUCCUUCCUGGCAUCCUAUGUGGUCAAACAAUUCAAGUGGACAAAGAUCAUGGGCGCAAGAAUUACUUCGACGUUCUGGGCAUCGUAUGCAUUUGGUCGUCUAGCCGCCAUCUUCUUCAUCAACUAUGUCUCGCAUAUGAAGAUAUGUGGCCUGUUCUUCAUCUCCCUCAUUCUGGCUCAGGUUGGGAUGAUCUUUUCAGGAAUGUACCUGUCCGAUGUGGGCAUAUGGAUCACUACUUGUGCUGUUGGGUUUUCGAUCUCCAUAAGUUUCCCCGCCAUGCUGACAUGGAUUGAGAAGGACUUUGUUCAACUGUCAGGAAAAAUAAUGUCUGUUAUCUUCGUAUCCGUGGGCCUGGGUGGGAUGGUGAACCCUCAGAUCAUUGGCUACCUGAUGGAAGAGUCUACCCCUCUUUGGUACAACUAUGUAUUGACCAUAGAGAGUGUCCUGUUAUUCUUUAGUUUCCUCGUGCUGGUGUGGCUUGUCAAGAAGGUCCUGAGCAUUUACCAUUCUUCGCAAUUUGAGCUCCCUGAUAAGAAGUAAAGGCACUUCCAAUGGUGUCCUCAUGACAAACCAUUUUGGAAGUAUGUGGCGGUUUGAAAUGGGGUGAUUGACUUUUUGCAGGGAUAUAAAUAGUUACUAAAAUAAAUGUUUUGACACACAUCCGCGCGCGCACGCACGCACGCACACACACACACACACACACACACACACACACACACACACGUGCUCACUUGAUUCCUCAAUGAUGUCGUGGAAAACAAGUUGUGCAGCUCCUCUAUAUUAAUUAUUAGAUAGUCGGACCCUCACGAGGGCGAUGUAUUACAGGAAUAGAGCCAGUGGUUACAACAAUAAGAGAACAAGGCUAUGUUUUGCAGAGGGUCGGCUGAAGUAUCGAAACUGACCAGGCAGUACUUGGUGACUUCCGUUGAACAACACUGAUACGGUGGUAAGCUGUUGACGAAAUAAAUAUUCGCUUGCACCUGUAUUUGCAACUUUAUUAUACACGGAAUCACGGAUGCUACAGCGAUGCUAUACAGAACUGUUAAACAGAGAAACUAUCUUUGUAAAAUCUUCGAUUAAUUCAACAUUGUUUGCAGUGUCUAGGAGAAUGCAUAUGUAUGUUGUGCGGUUCAUAAAGGAGACAGGGUA